Messenger RNA from Drosophila santomea, 1216 nucleotides. RefSeq lists its product as uncharacterized. The record is from RefSeq and is a predicted model, not a curated record. NCBI's taxonomy places the organism in Eukaryota, Metazoa, Arthropoda, Insecta, Diptera, Drosophilidae. The coding region runs from base 125 to 1216 and encodes 363 amino acids. The transcript has a single exon.
UGAAUGUAGUCUCACUUCACACACCAAGCUCCGAUCAGUUUUACACGUUAGCCUACAGUUUUUAUAUGACAGGAACGGAAAUCUGUUGCAAAAAAUUAUUGUCUAGACUCGGAAGAUAUUCCAAAUGUUUUGCUCCGCAUCGUUUAACGCACUCUGCGGCGUGGGCUUGCCGCGUCCGAACUUCCAGCGCCUAAUUGACUACGUCGAGCCGGAACAGGAGGAGGAGCUGGAGCUCGAGGUGGAGAAGCAGCUCAAGGUGGAGGAGGAGGUCAAGGUGGCGAAUACGACGAAGCAGGUGUGGCGCCAGCAGCCACUGAGUACUGACUUCCCGCUCAGCGAGAUGCGCAAGCGCUGUCCAGGGGCCUAUGUGGUCGCCACCGUCGUGGGGGUGGAUCCGCAAACCGGACAACCAAUCGCCCAGGGUGUCACUUAUCAUCGGACCCUGUUGACCGGACACUGUAGGCCUCAUCCGUCGGUUAGGCGGCGACCCAAGCUCAUGGACAUUUGCCAGGAGCGCCUAAGUCGGGAGUGCUCAGCCAAGAGGAAGGUCGUCUGGCAGCGUCCUAGCAUCAGCCGUGGCCGUGCUCAGAUGGACUUCGCUAAGCAGAAGGCAAAGGCAAAGGAAGGAAAGCCUUUGCAUCGCGCUCCGGUGCACCACACGGCUUCGCGGACGGAGAAGGAGAAGGUGGAGGCGGAGAAGGAGGAGGAGACGAGGAAGCUGACUCAUGACAAGGCGACCUCCGUGGCCAGUUUCUUCAGAACAAGUAUCGCAAACAGAUCCGCCGAAGAGAACACGCCCACAAAGGAAUCGCUAGGGAAAAACGAUUCCCUCACCGGAAGUGCAUACGCGCUCGACCUUGAGCUCAGACGUGUGCUGACCAAGUUCAGGGUGUCUGCCAGCCAACUGUCCAAAAGACUGCAUCGCCUUGUGUUGCACGAGCUACCCGACAGCCAGGUGGAGGAGGGCAGCACCCCGAUCCCGACCUCCAGAAAGGCCAGAGACCACAGGCGUGCCAGCGGCACUACGACGCCUCAGCCAAAAACGCUGGAUGCUCGUGUGGAUGAGUCACCGCAAGCAGUGGAUUCCUCCGAUUCCAAGAGCUCCAGUCUGGCCACCGACUCCCAGGAAAUCCACGGACUAUCCACGGCGUCGGGGCUCACGGCGGCCUUCGUUCGGCGACAUGAGCUGUUCCGGCUCCUGGUCAGGAAGCGUUAG